AUGCUAAGGAUCAGUCUAAGGAUGCUAAGGAUGACUCUAAGGAUGCUAAGGAUGAGUCUGAGGAUGAGUCUGAGGAAGAGUCUGAGGAUGAGACUGAGGAUGAUUCUGAGGAUGCUAAGGAUCAGUCUAAGGAUGCUAAGGAUGCUAAGGAUGACUCUAAGGAUGCUAAGGAUCAGUCUAAGGAUGCUAAGGAUGCUAAGGAUGACUCUAAGGAUGCUAAGGAUGAGUCUGAGGAUGAGUCUGAGGAAGAGUCUGAGGAUGAGACUGAGGAAGAGUCUGAGGAUGAGACUGAGGAUGAUUCUGAGGAUGAUUCUGAGGAUGAGUCUCUGGAUGUAUUAAAAAGAUCUCAAAAAAUCGGAAUGAAGCAUGGGGUCUCUCUGACAAGAAAAACAAGCUGCUACGUGGACAGAUCGGCCCCUUCAGCAUCGUGUGAACCCCCCCUGGGUGAUUUUGAAGCACCUCCAGUGAAUCAAGAAUUGCAUUUGUAUUCAGAUUGCUCAUUUCCUCCUCCACCUCCACCACAUCCUCCUUUCCACGUGAAGGAACUCGCCCAAAAAUAUAUUUUCCGUUCCCUCCCUCUUUCUCGUUCUCCUUCCUCCUUUCCUGUUCCCCGACGCCACGGCAUCCUGAACGGUGCACCGCGAGCUGCAAGUGACUCAGAUGUGUUGAUGAAGAUGAGCGAUGAUGAUGAUGAUGAUGAUGAUGAUGAUGAUGAUGAUGAUUAUGAUGACAUUGAUGACAUUUUACUUGGCUCUAAUGCCAUGUUGGAUCAGGUCGUAGGACACGCUUUCGGGAACGAAGCGCUAUCGCCUUCCAAUCAAAACCUUUCCUCCUCUGGUCUCUGGGGUGCAGGACGGUUUGCAACCCGGGAUUGCAGCUCAAGUUUUUCCACCUCUUCAGAAGCUAUACAUUUCCAUGUCGGUGCCUCUGAUUUGGGUAUAACAACUGAAAGAGCGACUGUAUCUCCUGUGAAACGUCAGUCAGGAGGGUUUUCCCGUAGUGCAGCAUCUUUAUUCUCCACAGCUCCAAUACAAAGAGCAAGCUUAUUGUAUGAUGAACAAGAAAUGUCAGACUUUGGUCUCAUGGAUUGUGCGCUUGAAGAAGAACCCGUUAAACAAGAUCAGCCAAUGAAAGAUGCCCCUCCUGUUCCACUUGAUGAAGCAUCACAUGUCCACGCAGUGCGACGUAGGCAAACGUCCAGACGUAGAGCAUUAGCAAAGCCUGAAGAAGAUGAUCCCUCAUGUGGAAGUUCUUGGGAAGGACAGGUCUACAUGAAGGAACUCGCCCAAGAAUCUCUUCUCCGUGCGCCUCUCCCUCCUGGUGGUCGUCAAAUUCCCUCAUCUCAUCCUCGAGAACAAAAGGCAGCAGAAGUUCCCCGACCUCUCAGCGUCACGAACGGUGCAACGCGAGCUGCAACUGAUUCAGAUUUGAUGAUGAUGAGGAGCGACCGUGCGUCUGAACUUUCACUCGCAGGGAAUGUAUUGUCAUUCGGAAAUGCACCGUCCUAUUCUAAUCGUUCACUUCAACGCCAGUCCGCCUUUCAAGGCCCUCCAGCUCUCUUUGGUUCAGCUCCUAAGCUAGCUCAAAGUUUACUUGGCACUAAUGCCCUGCCGGAUCAGCUCAGUGCGCAAAUGAAAUCACAAGCUCUCAGGAUCAAAGCGCUAUCACCUCCCUUUCAAACAGGAAUCUCCUCUGGUGUCUGGUCUGGACUCUUAAGCAGCUUGAGUCGUCCCACCUCUCUAGGUGAUAGGGAUAUCCAUGUCGGUGCCUCUGAUUUGGAUAUAACAACUGAAUGUGCGACUGGAUCUCCUGUGAUAGGUCAGUCAGGAGGGUUUUCCAGAAGUGAAGCAUCUUUAUUCUCCUCAGCUCACCUCUUAUUAGCUGUUGAACAAGAAAUGUCAGGCUUUAGUCCCAGGAGUUGUGCGCUUGAAGAAGAACCCGUUAGACAAGAUCAGCCAAUGAAAGAUGCCCCUCCUGUUCCACUUGAUGAAGCAUCAGAUGUCGAUGUAAAGCGACGUUGGCAAACAUCCAGAAGUAGAGUAUUAGCAAAGCCUGAAGAAGAUGAUCCCUCAUGUGGAAGUUCUUGGGGAGGACUGCUCCGGGGUAAACGUAGGAUGGGUUUUUUAAAGUCUUCAAGGAUGCAUCAAUCAGCUGUUCAACGAUUCCAGAGGAAGUCAGCAGACCCUGAAGCGCUGAAGCUCAGAUGGACAGAGAUCUUCCAAAUGCAGCAUUCGGAGGGUUACUGGCAGUUCACCACAGAGCUGGGUGAGCUGAUUAAUUUGGAUGUGGACCUCUUCGCCAACGUGUUCCUGAAAAACAAAGGCAUCCAGUCUCUGGGUGUGAAGGCCCAUGCAGACAUCCUGAAGCUGGUGGCGACUCUGCUGGUCCUGCAGCUGAUGAGAGAGGAGAAGAUAGAGGAGGGCAAACUGCUCCGCACCCUCUUCUGCCUGGACGACUCCCCUCUGCCCAGGCCUGAGCGUUGGGAGGAGGUGAAGAGGGCGGUGGACUGGGUCUGCUGGGCGGACCGGCAGUACCCGUGUGUCUACAGCCGGCUGGAGUUUGGAUUCAGCUGGGAGUCCUCCACCCGCCAGCUGCUGGGCUUCGAAGGCCUCCCUCCCUUCUCCGCUCUCAGGGGGCUGAACCUGCAGAAGACCGUCCCCCAGGUCCUGGUCCACUGAGCAGGAUAGUGAGAGGGAGGUUCAUACCCCUUUGCCUUUUUAUGGGGAAUACAUAAUCUAUUAGAUGUAUUUGUAGCCCUUUUAUUAUCAUUGUGUUGGCAUGUUUCAUUGGCUUACUGCAGACCUGAUUUAUUAAACUUAAACUGCUUUGGGCGGAUGUCUGCAUAUCGCCUUUUCUGCACAUCAGCAUCUUUUUUCAAAUGUAUUCCAAUAAGGCGAUAGCUUAUAGUAUUUUACACCGUGGUCUUCAGAGAAAGAGUUGCACCCCUCGUCUUUCUUCUGACCGUUCCACCGUUUUGGUCAAGUUGAAAAUAUUUAAACUUUCCAGAAAAACGCUGUUGACGUCACUGUAGGAAAUGACUGUCUCACUGUCAGACGGUAACCAUCAUAGCAACGACCAAAGAGCUUGUUGGUUGGAGCAGAUCUGCCGGUGUGUGAGUGGCUUUUAUCGUACCGUACACAUAUCAUCCUCCUCACUCUAAAGCUGUCAGACUAAAGCUGUGACGCUCAAUCACACAAAAUGUGAGAACAAGCAUCCUCCUGUUUGUUCUCAUGGACGCAAUGUCAAACAAAUACAUAGCACAAAUUGAUAAUAAAAUCCAAGGGGUGAGGCUAGUCUGUCAUA
Messenger RNA from Notothenia coriiceps (black rockcod), 3303 nucleotides. RefSeq lists its product as uncharacterized. The transcript has 6 exons. NCBI's taxonomy places the organism in Eukaryota, Metazoa, Chordata, Actinopteri, Perciformes, Nototheniidae. Bases 360 to 2678 code for a protein of 772 amino acids. Gene Ontology annotation, molecular function: NAD+ poly-ADP-ribosyltransferase activity. The record is from RefSeq and is a predicted model, not a curated record. Gene Ontology annotation, cellular component: cytoplasm.